Cyclospora cayetanensis is the source of this 1221-nucleotide messenger RNA. RefSeq names its product V-type proton ATPase subunit C. Gene Ontology annotation, cellular component: vacuolar proton-transporting V-type ATPase, V1 domain. The record is from RefSeq and is a predicted model, not a curated record. Gene Ontology annotation, molecular function: proton-transporting ATPase activity, rotational mechanism. Gene Ontology annotation, biological process: proton transmembrane transport. Lineage: Eukaryota; Apicomplexa; Conoidasida; Eucoccidiorida; Eimeriidae. The coding region runs from base 1 to 1221 and encodes 406 amino acids. The transcript has a single exon.
AUGGUGUUUGUUGGGGGGGAUUCCUCAGGGGGGAAGAAUGGGCGACGCCCACAGUACCCGCCAUUCUGGUUAGUGGCAAGCGUAUUGCAAGACAACCAGACAAGCGAAUCAAUCCAUUCCGGUGUGAGAAACACCUUACUUUCUCCCCGUGCACCGCUGUGCGACGAGGUCGGGCUGUUCGAUGUGCCGAUGGGACUCAAGUUUGGUUCUUUUGACGAUCUCAUCAGAGCAGUAGAUGGCCUGCAGAAGCAAGAUGCGGUGGUGGAGGCAGUGCUGAGGAGGGUGGAGCGCCAGGCGUUAGAAAUAGAUCCAGAAACCCAAUUCAAGGUUAUGUGGCAGCGUCAUUCUUUGUCGGUUGAGCAGUACAUCAGGCGAUUUACUUGGGACGAAUCCAAAUUUCCAAAGGCCAGAGCGGUGAGGGAGAACUUAGAAGCAAUCGUGCAGUCUGUGACAAAAAUAGACGAAGAGGUGCGGGCUAAAGUCUCUGUUUGGCACGAAGUCAAGCAGCAAAUUGCCGCUGCCUCCGGAAAGAGGGAAAUUACUUCCUAUGCGCACCGCGAGUUGUUUGAUCUGCUAACACCCGCAGUUGUGCAGCCGGAUGACUUCGUGGAAACAGAACAUCUAACCACUGCCAUAAUGUGUGUCACUAAAGAGGCAGAGGAGGAGUUCUUGCGGUCUUACGAAAAGCUCCAUGCCUUUGUAGUGCCGAGGUCGGCAAAAAGAUUCGGUGUACCCCCAGACAAAGACGGUGCUUCUCUCUGGCGCGUGGUUUUGUUUAAGAAGGGCCUCGCCGAAUUCAGAAAAGCGGCAGCGGAAAAGAAGUUUACGGUCAGGGAGUUUACGUACAGCGAGGGAAUGUACAAGGAAGUGUCGGAAAACAGGACCAAGAUGAUGGCCGAGCAAACAAAACACGAGGCGUUUUUGGGCCGGGUCUGUUUUGCUGCAUUUUCAGACAUUUUUGUAGCGUGGGUGCACCUCAAGGCCAUGCGCAUCUUCUGUGAGGCUGUGCUUCGGUUUGGAGUUCCGCCAAAUUUUGUGUCUUUAUUCUUGAGGCCUCUUUCUGAGAGCAAAGAGAAGAAGAUCUUCAAAGAACUCGACUCGCUUGUUGCCCCCUCCGGUCUCUUUGGCAACCGAUUUUAUGGUAAAGAUGGAGCUGAUACUGGGGAGGGGGAGGAGUUUUUCCCUUACGUCCUGUUGCACUUGCAGCCGUUCGGCAGCUAA